Molecule: messenger RNA, 1506 nt
Organism: Ixodes scapularis (black-legged tick)
Lineage: Eukaryota; Metazoa; Arthropoda; Arachnida; Ixodida; Ixodidae
Product: lysosomal Pro-X carboxypeptidase-like
Exons: 9
Coding region: 1-1506 (501 amino acids)
Biological process (GO): proteolysis
Molecular function (GO): dipeptidyl-peptidase activity; serine-type exopeptidase activity
Source: RefSeq, a predicted model, not a curated record
AUGGCUCUCGCUUCGAAAACUACAAUCUUUCUCUGGAGCCUUGGCGUAUCUUUAGCUGCGAGUGUGGAUAUAUUCAAAGAGUACAGCUUCACGACCAGAGUCGACCAUUUUGCAUAUCAUGACGAACGCACUUACGAGAUGCGUUACUUCGUUUGCGACUUGUACUGGAAGACAGGCGGUGGUCCCGUGUUCUUCUACACAGGAAGCCAAGAUUCAAUCGAAGAUUUGAUUACAAAAACGGGUGUACUGCAGGAAUGGGCGCCCGAUUUCAACGCCCUGGUCGUCUUUGCCGAGCAUCGGUUCUACGGAGAGUCGUUGCCAUUCGGAAACUCCGCCUUUCAGAGCCCCCAAAAACUGGGAUAUUUGACCUCCGAACAAGCCCUCGCGGACUACGCUGAUCUCGUUUUGUACCUGCGAACAACGUUGCCUGGAGCUGCGAGAUGUCCCUUCGUAGCAUUCGGCGGAAAUUAUGGCGGAAUGCUGGCAGCGCUGUUGAGAAUCAAGUAUCCUCACUUGAUCGAAGCCGCACUCUCAAGCAGCGCGCCGAUGCGCAUGUUUUCUGGGCUGACCCCAUGUUCUGCCUAUUUGCGGGCGGUUACCGAAGCAUUUGAAAGGGAAUCUGCUGCAUGCGCGGCCGCCAUUCGACAAUCGUGGGAGUUGCUGGAAAGCACGGCCUCAACGAGCAGGGGACUCAGGGAUCUACAGAAGACGUUCAAUCUUUGUCAGAGUUCAAGAUAUACCAAUUUGCGGGACUGGAUUCAUAUGGCCUACGAGAUCCUUGCCCGGGAUAACUACGCCGAUCCUUCUUUAUCGGGCUCAUCGCUGCCGCCUUACCCAGUCAAGGAAGCCUGCAAAGUGCUUACAGGUUCUGACUCAAACGGAACUGCACCACUGGAGCUCAUCGCUGGAGUGACGAAUCUCUGCUAUAACUUCGCCGGCAAGCUGAGGUGUAACGACAUCCUAAACAUUCCAACGUCUUCAUACAGCCUGGAGUUUCAGACGUGCACCGAACUUGUCCAUCCAGUAUGCAGCGAUGGCGUGGCGGACAUGUUUUAUCCGUCCGUCUGGGACCAAGCUCAGGAGACUGAAAAAUGUCGAAAGACGUACGGCGUCCGUUCGGAUAUCACGAAGGGCUAUCUGUUUUUCGGUGGAGGGAACUUGCCUUCAGCCUCGAAAGUUAUAUUCAGCAAUGGCGAUCACGAUCCUUGGAACGUCUACGGAAUCAAGGAUCCUCCUAGCGACGAGUCGGUGGUCAUCCUGAUCGAGGGCGCGGCUCACCACGAAGACUUGCGGUUCUCGUCUCCGAACGACAGCGAUGCUUUGAGAAUGGCCAGGUCCGUCGAGAAGAACUACAUUCGGCAGUGGAUUUUGGAGACCUCCAACACUUCGGAUAUUCCACCAGAGAUUCCGGAGAUAUCCCAAAAUUCCACGAGUUGCCGGAACGAAAGCGGGCCCAAAUACGUUAUUGCGUUGCUUUCUGCGAUGGCUUUGAUAGAGCUCAAAUAA